Messenger RNA from Marasmius oreades (fairy-ring Marasmius), 1386 nucleotides. RefSeq lists its product as uncharacterized. Gene Ontology annotation, cellular component: nucleus. Lineage: Eukaryota; Fungi; Basidiomycota; Agaricomycetes; Agaricales; Marasmiaceae. The transcript has 5 exons. The record is from RefSeq and is a predicted model, not a curated record. The coding region runs from base 219 to 1343 and encodes 374 amino acids.
AUUGUAGAAGAAAACGGUCAUCAACCUAGAGCGUAGAGAAGAGAGAACAAAUUCGCAUUGAACAUAGGAUCAUGAUGACCCAGAGUUGAAUCAAGGCAGUCCAACCUCCAUUCUGAUUCUACCCACUUUCCCGUCUUUACUAUGUCACGUCCCCUCCCACCUUUCACUCAACAAACCGUCGCCAGCUCCGCGCAGAAGUUCACAGACCCUCAAUUAGCAUGAGUCGACCUCAGCGUCGUCUGCGUAUUUCUACUCCGUACCCUCUACCUUUAACUCGCGAUGGAUCCCCACACCCAUUACUCACAUCUAACGUCCACACCGCAAAGGAGUCCUCGCCAUUUGCUCAUGAACCCAGCCAUUUAUUUGGUUAUGACAGCAGUUCCUAUAGCCCAACUACGCCGAGCCCUGUUUCAUUCCAUUCCGGCAUCAGUCCGCUCAAAAACUGUGCUCCAGUCUACGAUCUAUUCACACAUGAUGAGGGUUCUCUCGAUGUUAGCGCAAGCCAUGCGUUGACAUCCGGCUGCAGAGAUCUUCAUACUGACCUUCGUGGUCCCGCUGCAUCUACAUACAAUGCAGGUCUUUGCGAUCCCACUUUCUCCAAUCCCACAGAAGUGAGCGUCAGGACGGGUGAUACGUUGCAUCUUCCAAUGCCGCAGUCGCCUACUAUGGCGGGCUGGGAAUCCACUGCUGAGCGGCACAUAGACCAUCCUCAAUUCCAUGAUACCCGUUAUCAUGUCGUAACUUCUUUCCUACUUCCUCCCCCUUAUAACACCGCCAUUUUGCCCGAUGCCAACCCCUUUUUAGAUAGUGGAUCGCACAGCGGUUGGGCAUCUUCUGAAUGUACGACGGCAUGUGCAAAUAGCUAUGACGUUCAAAACGCCCAGCUCAACCACCAGUCGGUGCAUCUGCCAUACGUUCAGGGUUUUCCACCUCCGGCGAACAGCAGCACCGAAGAGCAGGCGUCGAACCUGGGAUCUAUUUACGAAGGUCCUUCUGAUAGCUUUGGUCACCGCUCUGACUCGAUACCACCGUCAUCGGCCUCGUCUUCAGGUGGCGAAGCUUUACCUAGGUCCAUUGUUUGCCCUACCGUCGCAAAAUCUACCGUGAGCGAAGCGUCUCGACCUAGUCGUAUAAAGGAGGCAAAACAUCCGUGUCAUAUCUGUUUUAGUACCUUUACGGAGAAGCAUGGUUUCCGAAACCAUCUGAAUGUCCACUAUGGUAGAAAACCCUACGCUUGCGAUGGCUGUAAAAAACGAUUUACGACAAGCCACACUCGCAACCGACAUGUCACGACAUGUUCCUCGCAGUGGUUCAAAAACGACGAGAUGACCUUGGGUAAUUAGAUGCAGGGCAUGGCUUCUUCAGGUGUAUCUUCUUCUUAAAUGA